AUGCAACAGCCGUCCCAUUGUUGUCCUUCCCUAGAUCUCUCGGAUCCUACUAAAUCGCCCUCAAGUUCAAGGAAGCGAUCACAAAUCACACCACCCGACAUAGAACACCCUCCUCGAAAAAGGGCUAAAACCUCUCCAGAAAAAGAUGUACGAGCGUCCCAAGAAAAAUCCAGCACGCUUCCCAUACCACCAAGUACCACUCAAGAAGCCAACUCUACAGUACUUGAGUGGCUUGAUACCCUUGAGCAAGCAGACGCAACUUUGCAAAGACACGAACUUCUCACCAAACCAGAGUUUCGAACCAUAACGCUUCCUCGGAAUGGGAUUAAAAUUCUAUGGGGCGACGACCCGACUCCGAACUGGGUGCAAGAACAUAUCGAUACAGUUGACGGAUACCCAGACGAAGGACCUCCUCCCAACUUUCGCGAUAGAUGGCUAAGUUUCAGACGUGCUUUUGAGAGUCACACGUACGGGUCGACCUUCUCAGGCGUCUACGACAAACUUCUUAUGUCUGUCCGUGGGGGUGACUGGUCUUCAAAUACUAAUCAAGAUGCAGACACAGAAACAAGCUACGUCGGAUUCAGGAGUAUGUCUGCUUCUACAAUUAUUUGUCCGUACCUGGUUAUGGAAUUGAAAGGGCGUCUGGGCCUUCCGAACGAAGGAGAUAACCAAAGCAUUAUCGGCGGUCGUAUAAGUCUGGAUAUAACUUGGUCGAUUCUAAAGGAACGGGAUGUGGUUUUCCUCUUUAACGCGGGUCCGUACCUAUGCAACAUAAACGUGAUGUGGCGGGACGUACAAGAGACCACGACCGAUACAGGAGAAAGCGUCAAAUCUCGUAUAUAUCGAGUGAGAGACGUCAAGCACCUCAGCCCACUAGUGUUGGAAGACGCUCUUAAGAUCCAAAAUUAUUUUAACGCAAUCCAACGCUGGGCUCUGGAGGUCAGAUAUCCUCGCAUUGUGGCAGCCCUUAAGGAAUGGGAAGAAGGCGGCCGUCAACCACACGAGUUUAGUUCUCUGGGGCGUUAA
Molecule: messenger RNA, 1026 nt
Organism: Daldinia caldariorum
Lineage: Eukaryota; Fungi; Ascomycota; Sordariomycetes; Xylariales; Hypoxylaceae
Exons: 3
Coding region: 1-1026 (341 amino acids)
Source: RefSeq, a predicted model, not a curated record